ACCACGGAGCAGCUGCCAAACGGCUGCGUUGGACAACGGGGUGGCCGAGCCGAGCCCCGCAGGCAGGCCGGGGACGGUGACGAUCCCCCGGCGGCACGGACACGGCCGAGGGAGCCCCACGGUGACACGAUGGGUGGUGGGAGGGGAGCAGAUCCAUGAAGAUCCUCGGAGCUGGGGCUCAGGGCACCGAGCAAAGCUGCCCCGGCUGAGGCAGAUCCAGAGCGGGAUCACGGCCGCGAGAGCCUCGGCAGGGCCGGGAGUGCCGCGGGCUCCUGCAGGACGUGGAUGCUGUGGGACGAUGCCGGGUGGAGCCGCUGGCCGGGUGCUGCUGCUGCUGCUGAUGUCUCUGUCCCUCAGCUUCGCAGCCGAGGAGCUGCUGUGUGCCUGCGAUGUGCCCCACUGCAGCCAGCCCAACUGCACGGGCAAGGUGUGCUUCGUCAGCAAGAGGAGGGAGGAGGGAACCAUCACCCAGCACCGGGGCUGCUUCUCCCAGAACAUCCUGGAGCACUGCCACACGCCCGUGACGGAGCAGUACGGCAUGCGGUGCUGCAACUUCCACAUGUGCAACGCCGAGCUGGAGAUCUUCCUGCAAGGAGAAGAAGCCCUGCUAAAGACGCCUUCCCUGCCCAACCUCCUCCUGAUGAUCUUCGUCCCACUGCUCUCCCUCCUCGUCCUCGUGGCACUCACGGCGCUCUUCUGCUGGAAGGUGGCCCAGCACCGCCACAAGCACAGUGACUUUGGUGACACAGACCUCAUGCUGAAGGCAUCCAUGAUGGGAGACAGCACCUUAGAGGACCUGCUGAACGAUGACUGCACCACGGGCAGUGGUUCUGGGCUGCCUUUCCUCGUCCAGCGCACGGUGGCUCGGCAGAUCACCCUCAUGGAGUGUGUGGGUAAAGGGCGCUAUGGAGAGGUGUGGCGAGGAGUGUGGCACGGCGAGAGCGUGGCCGUCAAGAUCUUCUCCUCCCGGGAUGAGCAGUCGUGGUUCCGCGAGACAGAAAUCUACAACACCGUCCUCCUCCGGCACGACAACAUCCUGGGUGAGCGGGGGGCCAGGAGGGCUGGAGAAGUGGGGGCGGCCUCGUGGUGGCUUCAUCAUCCCAGGGGUUUCUCCAUUCCAGGUUUUAUCGCCUCUGACAUGACAUCCAGGAACUCCAGCACGCAGCUGUGGCUCAUCACACACUACCACGAGAACGGCUCUCUCUACGACUUCCUGCAGAGGACAGCCCUGGACGUGGAGACCUGCCUGGGCUUGGCCUCCUCCAUCAUCUGUGGCCUCGUCCACCUCCACGUGGAGAUUUUUGGCACGCAAGGCAAACCUGCCAUCGCCCACCGGGACCUGAAGAGCAGGAACAUCCUGGUGAAAAGCAACCGGCAGUGCUGCAUCGCAGACCUGGGGCUGGCGGUCAUGCACUCCCAGGGCAGCGAUUACCUGGACAUUGGCAACAACCCCCGGGUGGGCACCAAGCGCUACAUGGCCCCGGAGGUGCUGAGCGAGCAGAUCCGCACCGACUGCUUCGAGUCCUACAAGAAGACGGACAUUUGGGCGUACGGGCUGGUGCUGUGGGAGAUCACCCGGCGGACGGUGGUGAACGGUAUCGUGGAGGAGUAUCGGCCGCCCUUCUUCGACGCCGUGCCCAGCGACCCCAGCUUCGAGGACAUGAAGAAGGUGGUGUGUGUGGACCAGCAGACCCCCGUGAUCCCCAACCGCCUCUUCUCCGACUCGGUGCUGUCGGCACUGGCGAAGAUCAUGAAGGAGUGCUGGUACCAGAGCCCCACGGCCCGUCUCACCGCCCUGCGCAUUAAAAAGACCUUGAAGAAGCUGAACAAUUCCGCAGAGAAGCCAAAAGCGGAGCAGUGAGAGCCGGGAACCGGACACCGGAGCCACGGACGGGCUGCACCGGGGACGGGAUGGCUCCGGCCACAGAGGGGAUUUGCUCGCAGCUCCUCCCUCUCCCACCUUCGAGCCGGUUGAAUUUGCAAGCACGGAAAAAAUAGGAAAAAAAAAACCCAAACACCAAAGGAGGAAUCUUCCACCCGGCCAUAAAAAUAUCCCCUGGAUCCGUCACCCGACACCGGCGCGUCUCGCUGUGCCGGCGGGGAUGGCAGCUGCUCGCCCACCCCGAGUGCCCGGGCUGGUGCCAGGGCGAGGGGCAGCGGUGGCAGAGCCCCCCCUGUGCCCCCCCCGGGGCACCCACCCAGCCCCGGCUCCAUCCCCGGCCACCGAGCUGCCCAGUGUCACCCUGAGAACUCCUCGGCAGAGCUGCGGUGCCCGGAGCACCCCUGGCUGAAGGAGGGAGAGGUUUCGCUGGGAAAGGAUGGUCCAAGGGCAGCAUCCCCUGGGUCAGGCCAGAUCCGCACCCCGGAUUGUGGGGAUCCCAAAAAUGAAGAGCUGCCGGUGUCUGAGCGUUCCAUGUGCUGGAUGGGGGUCCCGUGGUGAUCCUUCCUCACCAAGCAGCCAGCAUCCCCCUUGCCAAAGACCUGUCCUUCUGGCUCUGUGCCAAUAUUUUGGUGUUUUCUGAGGUGUUUUGGCUCGGCCGGCUUCAUCCUGCACUGCUCCCUGCCAUCCCAGAAUCCACCCCAUGCUUGGAGAUGUUUGGACAUGACCAGGAUGGGACGUUCAGCAGAACCAGCUUUGCCACAUAACUAUUUAAUUAUUAAGAUUUAAUAUAUUUAAUAAAGUGUAAAGCUAUUUUAUCA
Molecule: messenger RNA, 2700 nt
Organism: Poecile atricapillus (Black-capped chickadee)
Lineage: Eukaryota; Metazoa; Chordata; Aves; Passeriformes; Paridae
Gene: ACVRL1
Product: activin A receptor like type 1
Exons: 9
Coding region: 299-1861 (520 amino acids)
Biological process (GO): protein phosphorylation; transforming growth factor beta receptor signaling pathway; BMP signaling pathway
Cellular component (GO): BMP receptor complex; plasma membrane
Molecular function (GO): transforming growth factor beta receptor activity, type I; ATP binding; SMAD binding
Source: RefSeq, a predicted model, not a curated record